Messenger RNA from Cooperia oncophora, 765 nucleotides. NCBI's taxonomy places the organism in Eukaryota, Metazoa, Nematoda, Chromadorea, Rhabditida, Trichostrongylidae. The record is from the annotation of a GenBank genome assembly.
GUUGUCAUCGUUGGUGGAGCGCCAAAUAAAACGGUUGUGGAACAGCAAGCCUGGGAUGAGCUACAAAAAGCAGUUACUCCGGUUGAAGGUCCUCCUGGUAUUCCUCCGCUUCCUCCAGCUCCUCAUUCGCCAGAUAUUCCUUCAGUCCCACCAGCUCCAGGCCCACCUGGACCUCCUACUCCGGAAUCGAGCACCACUUUUCCUCCCGAUGUGACUGAUUCACCCUACUACACCGAAGCCCAUGGGUACGUGACUCCACGGUACGAAGCCAUGAGAACCGACGCUGAAGUACGAGAAGAGGACGAGCAACGGCGUAGAGAACAUGAACGAUGGCAGGAGGAAGAGGCAAGACGAAGGGAACAGGAAGAAGAACAGCGAAGGAAGCAUGAGGAGCAAAGGAGAUUGAUAGAAGAACGGAGAUUGGAAGAGGAGAGGCUGAGAGAACUUGAGGAAAAGAGGCGAUCGGAGGAAGAACUGGAAAGAGAGCGAGCCCGCAUAAGGGAUGAGCGGUUGCGAUUGGAAGAACAAGCAAUAAAAGAUCAUGAAGACCAUAAGUUGGAGGACCAAAGAAGGCAAGAGCUCGCAAAGUUGGAAGAAGAACGCCGACUGUGGAAGGAGAAGCUGAAAGCAGCUGAAGAGGCUGGAAAAAAGACGCAGCUCCUCCAUAUCAUUUGCCAUGACGGUGAAGUGAUUCGAACUCCUGAGGCUCGAAGAGAGUUCUACACUGACGGCAGGGAUCCAUGCGAAGAGUCGAAAAACGUUUAG